AUGCUUGAAAACUAUCAUGUUAAAGUGGGUGGUUAUUAUCCACUUUUUGUGCCAAAUGGUAAUGGUGUAGUUGAAGUUGAUGGUGUGCCAAAAGGUGAUGGUUCUGAUGGUUCUGAUGGUCCUGGUGAUGGUAUUGUUGUAGUUUUUGGUGCGCCAAAUGGUGAUGGUUCUGAUGGUCCUGGUGAUGGUCUUGUUGUGGUUUUUGGUGCGCCAAAUGGUGAUGGUUCUGAUGGUCCUGAUGGUCCUGAUGGUCCUGGUGAUGGUGUAGUGGUGGCUGUUGAAAAACUGGUACUUGUCGAAUUACCAACUAAAUUUACAGAUGGAGCGCCAAAUGGUGAUGGUUCUGAUGGUCCUGGUGAUGGUGUAGUGGUGGCUUUUGGUGCGCCAAAUGGUGAUGGCUCUGAUGGUCCUGGUGAUGGUGUAGUGGUUUUUGGUGCCCUAAAUGGUGAUGAUACUGCUGUGAAUGUUCCUGAGAGUGGUGCUGUAAAAGGAUUGGAAAAUAAAUUUGAGGAUGAGGUUGUUGAAACACUGGUACUUGUCGAAUUACCAACUAAAUUUACAGAUGGUGCGCCAAAUGGUGAUGGUUCUGAUGGUCCUGGUGAUGGUAUUGUUGUAGUUUUUGGUGCGCCAAAUGGUGAUGGUUCUGAUGGUCCUGGUGAUGGUCUUGUUGUGGUUUUUGGUGCGCCAAAUGGUGAUGGUUCUGAUGGUUCUGCUGGUCCUGAUGUUCCUGAUGGUCCUGGUGAUGGUGUAGUGGUGGUUUUUGGUGCGCCAAAUGGUGAUGAAAAUGCUGUGAAUGUUGCCGUGAGUGGUGCUGUAAAAGGAUUGGAAAAUAAAUUUGAGGAUGAGGUUGUUGAAAAACUGGUACUUGUAGAAUUACCAACUAAAUUUACAGAUGGUGAGCCAAAUGGUGAUGGUUCUGAUGGUUCUGAUGGUCCUGAUGGUCCUGAUGGUCCUGGUGAUGGUGUAGUGGUGGUUUUUGGUGCGCCAAAUGGUGAUGGUGAUGGUCCUGGUGAUGGUGUAGUGGUGAUUUUUGGUGCCCCAAAUGGUGAUGGUGAUGGUGAUGGUGAUGGGGAGCUUGUACCGGUCAAUGGUAUUGAGAAUAGUGUCGAUCUUGGUGUAGAAGCAGCUUUUGAUGGUGCAUUAAAUAUUGAUGCAGUUGCUGAUGAGGAUGUUGCCAAACUUGGGGAAUUUGUUGGGAUUUUGCAUGAUGAGGCAAUCGAGGUUGUUGUUGGAUCACCAAAUGGUGAUGAUACAGCUGUGAAUGUUCCCGAGAGUGGUUCUUUGGAGAUCCAAUUAAUUCAAAAUUUGUAG
Dictyostelium purpureum is the source of this 1311-nucleotide messenger RNA. RefSeq lists its product as uncharacterized. The record is from RefSeq and is a predicted model, not a curated record. The coding region runs from base 1 to 1311 and encodes 436 amino acids. The transcript is spliced from 3 exons. Lineage: Eukaryota; Evosea; Eumycetozoa; Dictyosteliales; Dictyosteliaceae.